This is a messenger RNA of Dermacentor silvarum, 1170 nucleotides long. Its product is annotated as neprilysin-3. NCBI's taxonomy places the organism in Eukaryota, Metazoa, Arthropoda, Arachnida, Ixodida, Ixodidae. Bases 1 to 1170 code for a protein of 389 amino acids. Gene Ontology annotation, molecular function: metalloendopeptidase activity. Gene Ontology annotation, cellular component: plasma membrane. The record is from RefSeq and is a predicted model, not a curated record. Gene Ontology annotation, biological process: protein processing. The transcript has 6 exons.
AUGUCCUACCGGCUCAAGAAAGAUGUCCGGGUGUUCCGGAUCGUGCUCGUGAAGCUGUUCGAGAGCAAGUCUAUGGGUGAAAACGGGCUCAGAUACCUGGUCGCCUGGAGCAUCUACAGGCAGCUGCUUACUUAUACAGUGCCAGAACGGCUUUUUGGAAAAGGUCCUGUUAGCUACCAGCACGUCAAGAAAUAUUGCUACGAGCUCGUUGGAAAAGUGAUGAAUCGGGCGAUGAAGAGCCCCUACUUUCAGUCACAGGUGCCACUGGAGAUGGUUGACCAGGCUAAGCGUAUGGUGACCAGACUCCGCAGUGCCUUCCGCAAGUCUUUGGAGUCAUCAAGCUGGUUCACGGGCAGAGGUCGAGAAGUGGCCCUCCGCAAGCUAGACAACCUCACCACCUACGUGGGAAGUCCAGAUAAUCGAUUGGACCCCGUGUCGCUCGAAAAGCAUUACAAACCGUACCCGGAUGCACUUCCAGACCGACUUUUCCCCACGUUGAUCAAGGCUCUCUCUCUCUCGACCCACGACAUUUGGCUCGACAAGACGACAUGGCUUUACGACGAGACGGAAGUGACUGCCUUCUAUAAUUACAACUACAAUACUCUCGUCGUACCAACAAGCCUCUUGCAGCGACCCUUCUUUUAUCCGUACGGACUACUUGGUCUGAACUAUGGGGGCCUCGGAGCGAUGGCGGCACACGAGCUGAUGCACGCGUUCGACGUAAAAGGGAUAACGCUAAGAGAAGCAUACCAACCCUGGAACGCUAGCGAUAUUAUAAAGGAAUACACUAAAAGGGCGCUGUGCCUGCGGCAGAUGCACAGAUCGGUCCUACCAUACAGCGCCCGCAAGGACGUGUUGAAUGCAAAGAUGGACUCCGAGAACCUGGCGGACUGGGUCGGCACCAUCACUGCGUACGCUGCCUUCGCUGCGUUGUCCUCGUCGGAGAGCAACGUCACACUAGCGGGGCUCGACAUGUCGGCGGAGCGCUUGUUCUACGUCAAUCACUGUGUGACAUGGUGCCAUCAGUACAGCACGUUAACGGGCAACUAUGCACCAUACCGGUCCCGCUGUAUAGUGCCCCUUAUGAACAUGCCCGAGUUCUCGCGUACCUUUGGCUGCGCCCCCGGUGAACCCAUGAAUCCACGAAAUAAAUGCACCUUUUGGCAUUGA